AUGUUCUCCGUUUUGCACUACGGCCCCCUGAAGAGUCACGGGGACUCGUCUGAAGUCCUUACAGCCUCUUCGGCCAAACAGUUUGGGCAACACACUAAUAUGACCCCUCUGUGGAAAGCCCUGCCAGGCCCCAGCACCAACCUACCAGCUCCAGCACCAACCUGCCAGCCCCAGCACCAACCUGCCAGCCCCAGCACCAACCUGCCAGGCCCCAGCACCAACCCUGCUAGGUCCCAGCACCAACCUGCCAGGCCCCAGCACCAACCUACCAGCUCCAGCACAAACCUGCCACGCCCCAGAACCAACCCUGCUAGGUCCCAGCACCAACCUGCCAGGCCCCAGCACCAACCUACCAGGCCCCAGCACCAACCCUGCCAGGACCCAGCACCAACCCUGCCAAACCCCAGCACCAACCCUGCCUGGCCAGGCCCCAGCACCAACCCUGCCUGGCUAGGCCCCAGCACCAUUCCAGCCCUGCAUAGCAUGAGCUCAGACACGGACCUGCCCAGUUCUUAUGCCAGCACCAGCUCACCCUUGCCCAGUAAUGCCAUUGCUAGCUGUGGACUACCAACUCCAGAGGACAUCUAG
Molecule: messenger RNA, 588 nt
Organism: Oncorhynchus mykiss (rainbow trout)
Lineage: Eukaryota; Metazoa; Chordata; Actinopteri; Salmoniformes; Salmonidae
Source: RefSeq, a predicted model, not a curated record